GUUUUCUCAACAUGCUUUUUCUAUAUCGCUUCACAGGACACAACAGCAACGAGAGGCUACAGCGAAGAAGAAUUUCUAAAGUUGUACAAGUCUGUAAAUGGAGACAGUAAGAAGAUGGCAACCGUAUGCCUUACUCCUGAGGAAUGCCUAGAAAUCUGGGACGAACUGGUCACAAUAGGCAAUAGAAGUAUGAUAGUAAGAUCAGCAACAAUGUGGCUUUUCUCUCUAGCAGUGCUAGCACUGAGACUUCCUAAAGUGUUAUCAAGAUCUAAUCUUGAUACAAGAAGCUGGAAAAUCAACUGGGAACUCGACUUUAAGGGCAGAACCGAUGACGCUAUAUUUUCAAUGAUAAGACAGAUGUAUGAAAGUGGAGUGGUCAGAGAAGAAAGCUUUUCUCGCUCACAAGUGCUGUCAAUUGGACUUGGAGCGGGUCUUCUGAAUGGAUAUUUGCAUAGUGAAUAUCCUAGGGGUAACCGCACUUCUGAGCAUGCUCGAAGUCUGUGA
Molecule: messenger RNA, 504 nt
Organism: Cylicocyclus nassatus
Lineage: Eukaryota; Metazoa; Nematoda; Chromadorea; Rhabditida; Strongylidae
Source: the annotation of a GenBank genome assembly